Messenger RNA from Pseudophryne corroboree (corroboree frog), 2443 nucleotides. RefSeq names its product adaptor protein, phosphotyrosine interacting with PH domain and leucine zipper 2 (gene APPL2). Gene Ontology annotation, biological process: signaling. The record is from RefSeq and is a predicted model, not a curated record. Gene Ontology annotation, cellular component: endosome membrane; cytoplasm. Lineage: Eukaryota; Metazoa; Chordata; Amphibia; Anura; Myobatrachidae. Bases 297 to 2189 code for a protein of 630 amino acids. The transcript has 22 exons. Gene Ontology annotation, molecular function: protein binding.
GCUUGUUCAGAGAUGGCACGGCGGGGAGGAGGGUAAUGAGGCUGCUGUGCGGCUUCCUUCCCUCUGGGCUGCUCUCCAGGGAGCUGUAGGUUAAACUAUAACCCAGACAGAAAGAGAGGCGAUGGCAUGCUUUUAGACCGGGGCCGGGGGGCGUGCAGACCUUCCCAGUAGCCUGCAGCUUACUGGGGAAUCGCGGCAUUGUCCUUAGACCCGUUCCCUGCUGAGUGUGUUUGAGGAAGAUGCAGGUACCCUGACUGAGUAUACAAAUCAAUUGCUCCAGUCGAUGCAGCGGGUCUAUGGGGCACAGAAUGAAAUGUGUUUGGCAACUCAGCAACUGUCCAGUCAUCUGCUUGCAUAUGAAAAACAGCUCCUUCCGCUUAGCACAGCAGAACACAAGAGGGGAGAACUUUGCCCUGUGUAAAGGAGAUGAAGAAGUCAUAUCAACUUUACAGUACUUUGCGAAAGUAGUAGAUGAGCUUAAUUUGCUUCAUACGGAUCUGGCAAAGCAGCUAGCUGAUACCAUGGUGCUGCCCUUGAUACAUUUUCGGGAAAAAGACCUCACAGAAGUAAGCACAUUAAAAGAUCUUUUUCUUCUUGCUAGCAAUGAGCAUGAUUUGUCUAUGGCAAAGUACAGUAGACUGCCUAAAAAGAGAGAGAAUGAAAAGCUAAAGGCUGAGAUUGCAAAGGAAGUUGCCAAAGCUAGAAGGAAGCAGCAUCUCUCAUCACUGCAAUACUACUGUGCUUUGAAUGCUCUCCAGUACAGGAAGAGGACGGCGAUGCUAGAUCCUAUACUUGGUUACACAAAAGGACAGAUUACUUUUUUGAAAAAAGGCUGUGAAAUGUUUUCCAAAAAAAUGGAUGGCUUUCUGUCUUCGAUGUCAGGCAUGAUUGAACGGAUACAAGGAGAGUUGGACAGAGAAGCAGAGGCCAUGAGAAUUUCUCAGCAGGAUCUACUAUCUGGUAGUGAUGCCAUGUAUACACCGGAUUCUGAUGUUUCCUCCCCUGUUAUCAACCGAAACCUCAUUCAGAAGGCUGGCUAUCUGAACAUGAGAAGUAAAACUGGCUUGGUUACCACAACUUGGGAAAGAUUGUAUUUCUUUACACAAGGGGGAAACCUAAUGUGUCAGCACCGAGGCGAAGUGGCUGGUGGCCUUAUUCAGGAUCUGGACAAUUGUUCCGUCAUGGCAGUGGACUGUGAGGACAGACGCUACUGCUUCCAAAUCACUUCUCCCUCUGGCAGAUCGAGCCUCAUUCUCCAAGCAGAAGGAAAAAAGGAAUAUGAGGAGUGGAUUUCUGCCAUCAAUAACAUUUCUAGACAGAUCUACUUAUCAGAUAAUCCUGAGGCUGUAGCCAUCAGAUUAAAUCAGACAGCCCAGCAGGCAGUGACUCCUAUCACUAGCUUUGACAGAAGACAUGAAAAUGUACAUCAAAGUGAGAGCUUAAGGGAGACUGUACCACAAGAUGACCUGGAUAGCCAUGUGACUGAGGAUGCCAUCAGUGAACCGGAAUCUGAGCAGUUAAUAGUCCCUGGAACCCCCAUUCAGUUUGACAUUGUUUUACCAGCCACUGAGUUCCAAGACCAAAACAGAGGCAACAGGCGUACAAAUCCAUUUGGGGAAUCUGAAGAUAAAUUUGAAAAGUCUACUGAAGAAGGUUUGCAUUUGCAGCAGGUAUUUGUAGUCCGUUUCUUAGGAUCAAUGGCCGUAAAAUCAGACCAUACAAACCAGGUCAUCUUCGAAGCCAUGAGACAAGUCCUGGCUGCACGAGCCAUCCAUAAUAUUUUUCGCAUGACAGAAUCUCACUUGAUGGUAACAAGUAAAAGCCUAAGAUUGAUAGAUCCUCAAACACAAGUUACAAGAAUACAUUUUGCCCUUGAAAACCUCACACAGUUUGCUGCCCAUCAAGAUAACAAGCGGCUGGUGGGAUUUGUGGUGUGUAGCCCUGAGACAUCUGGAGAGGAGACACUGAGUGCUUAUGUUCUGGAGAGUAACACGGAGGGUGAAAAGAUUUGUUUCGCAAUCGGCUUGGCAAAAGAAAUUGCUGCUGCAGAAGAGGACCCAGAAGCGCUGGCACAAUUAAUGUCAUCAGUUCCACUAUCAAACGAAGGCACAUUUGUCCUUUUGAAUGUCCAAUCAGAAGAUGGUAAUGGGAGCGAAUCUUGCAAUGAAGGAUUGGAGUCUGAAGCCUAGAGCUACAAAUUCUCAGUAAAGGCUGAUUUGACAGUUGGUGAAAUCUCUAGUUAGUUUGGUAUCCUAGAAAAGGUUGUUUUCAUAUAAAUGAAUCAGUUGCACUUAUGAUUAAUUGCUGAAGGGUAAUUGACGCAUUUUUCUAGUACAGUCUUAAUUGGUUUACUCUGCUGUAUAGAUGAAAAUGUAUCUGCUAACCAAAACAUGAAAAAUAUUGUGGUGUUAAUGUUAACAAGACUAAACUUGAUUUAAUUCAA